Dimorphilus gyrociliatus is the source of this 3681-nucleotide messenger RNA. NCBI's taxonomy places the organism in Eukaryota, Metazoa, Annelida, Polychaeta, Dinophilidae. The record is from the annotation of a GenBank genome assembly.
UCUCUUCAAUUAGUCAGUUUGCCUGUGUUCUCCAACAAAAGUCUAAUAUCUUAUACAAUGGUAUUGUACACAAUACAGUGUGUCUAUUAUAAAAAUGGAAUAUUUCAGACGUCCUCGUUCGACGGCCGACGCUAUGGGAGAGGGAAAAAGACUAGCCUUGAGAGACGGAAAUAGAACCCCUAAUAACUAACCCGUAAGCUAUGUAUGUCAAGGUUAUUUGCCUCGCUUUCUUCUCUUCCUCAGUCGGUAGAGUGGAACGACCAUCUACAGUGAGAAUAAAGCUCGUGUAUUAAGUUUUCAUUGUGAUAAUUAGUCGCGUUGAUGAUACGAGCUAAACUCUGGGAUGGGACAUCUAAUAUCUUCUAUUCUUUAUAUUUUACUCUAUUCAUCAAGCGUUCGAUCUUUUGGGCCUGGAAAUAAUUUUCCAUCGGGUAAUGGAAAUGGCGGAAACAACUGGGGUAAUGGAAAUGGACACAGUGAUGGAAGCGAAGGAACUGGAGGAACAGGAGGAACUGGAGGAUAUGGAGCAACUGGAGCAAGUUCAGGUACUUCGGGGACUGUAGGAUCUGGAGUUUAUUUUCCAACAAACACAUGGAAGAAGCUAUAUUAUCACCAAUUGCCUCAGUUUCUAGACUGUGAGCUAAUCGUCAAACAUGUUGACGUUGACAAAUGGAAAAGUGUAUUAAUAUAAGCGAAUUAACUUUAUUCCUCUUUUUUAAUUCCUUUUCUUUUCAUUUUUUCUAUAGAUUCAUAUAAACUCUAGGCAAGUUUUUAAUCAACCCUCAUCCACUUGUAUUCCUUUUAGCUUCGGAAAUGUUUCGGGUAAAUUGGUUACUCUUUUCAUCCAUUAUGAAUCUAUGUACUGGGAUAAUAAUUGUAAGAAUUUACCAACUUCUAUGGCUGAAUUGAAUGCUACAGGAGUUGUAUUCCAAGCAUUGGAAAGCCAUAAAAGGCAUAUCGAAGACCUAUUACUUUCAAAGAAUUUUCAGAUUCCAGUUGGCUACACCGUUAGUCAAGUAGAGCCUUUCUUCCAUAGCGAUAGUCAUUCGGUUAUUGUUACGGAAAAUUCUGAAUUGCCGUUCUUAUACUCAGAAAGAAACUUACUUAUGGAUUAUGGCAAUCAAAAUUUUGUGGCAUCCGCCGUACUCGAUAGGAACCAAGCGACUUGUGUUCAAUCCUAUCCGUACAAUGUCUUUAAUCUGCCGAAAAGGGCUUGGAUACAUACUGUUAAAAUAUGCCUACAGGCAACUGGAGGCUCUGCUAAAGUAGGAACAAACUCUUUCGCCACCAUGUGUACAGAAGCGCCAUCUGUAUUGCCGUGUUUAUAUUUCAAUUGUCAGAAACUAAAGAGAGGAAGCUACAUACAAGCUUCGUUUAGUAUCGGAGUGAAAAUAUGCGAAAUAGAAAUAUUUUCUUAUAAUUUGGCUUACGGUUCAAAAAUAAUACUAUCAGAUGAUACAAUGCUCAAUAUGAUACAUUCAAAAUCGUUAAUAGCUGACUUAAAUACAGAAGAUGAAGUAAGCUCGGCCUUAAAACUGAAAUCAUGCCAUAAAGUAGAAAUAGUAUUCAAUAGAAGAGUUUCAAUACAAUCUUUCGCCGCUAGAAUUUCUUGUAAAAGUCAGGAAUGCGAGAAAAUUAUUCAAAUCAAGCCUACUAUUGAAAAUGAUGAAAACAACUUUUGUGAAGAGUUUAGAAUGGAAAAGAUGUCAAUGAAUAAUUUUUUUUGGGCUAGAUUCCAUUGUGGAGGGCAAUCGAAUUUCGUUAGAAUAAAGAAUAUAAUAGGACUAAUUCAUAUUGAUGAAGUUGAAGUGUUUGGUGUAGACGGUAACGAGACAAUUAAUAACUGUAAUCAGUCCAGUAGCUUGAAUGGCAGAAUGAAUUGUAAACAAUUCGCCCUUUGGAAAGUGGCAAAUAAUAGCAAAGUUUCACUUAAUCAAACGUACAAUCCAUUCUCGUUGAUAGACGAUCGUUUUAAUACAUGCGUUCCGUUUAAGUUCCUGUAUUAUUACGAAUGGAAAAGUGAAUUCUAUUCAAAACCAUUCACAAUCACCUUUACGAAAAUCGUUUUCGAGUUGGUUGAAUUAAAAAGGGAUCCCAUACUUGUUGUGAUCUAUAAGAAUAAAGAUAAAACCUUUAGUCAGACAAUACCCAUAAAGGCAACUGGAAUUGAUAUAACCUCGGGAAAGAGUGUUUUAUAUUGGACAACUUCACUCUCUUUUCCCCCGUUAGAGGUGUAUCUUAGAGCGACAAGAAUCGACUACGGUUCGUUAUGCGAAAUUAUACUUGAAGGAGAAGGGCAUCAACCAUCUUUAAAACAGUUAAAUUGGAAAGAAAAGGUUGAAUUUAAAAAUCGAAUAACUUGCGAGGAUUCCGAUGUUCUAAACGAUUCAAACUGGAACCCUCAAUUUUCUAAUUGUAUGAGUUUUCAAUAUGCAAAUCAAGAGUAUCCUUGGAUAAUUUUUGAUCUUGAAAGUCCGUAUGUAGUUAAGAAAUUACUGAUUUCUUAUUUGAAAGCAAUCUCAUCAAUUGACAUUUCGCUUCUUAACACAUCGAGAGGAGUUGAAUACUUGGAUAAGAGGAAAUUUCCCUACAAUUCUCAAAGAAUUAUUUGCGUAACGAAACUUUCCUUAAAACAUUUUAGUGAUGAAAUAUUUUGCAGAGAAAAUGCAGUUGGAUCUUUAUUGACUAUAUCAACUUUUAAUCGUUUAGAUUCUUUACAGAUUUGCGAAGUAAAAAUAUUUGGUGAAGAAACCACUUUUAUAGAGCACGAAGUCCUUUUGAGGACAAAUGGAACAAUUAGAAAUGGAGAUCGUAUAGCCUUGGAUACAUUUUCAAAUAUAACAGCAAUUUCAAUUAGACCUAAUAGGAAUAUCUCGGAAAAGCUAAUAAUACACCUAUCGAAUAAUCAAAUAAUUGAUAAAGACCAAUUGCAUUUAAGUGAUGGAUCGUUAACUAUCGAUUUUAAGGAGUUAGAAAUAGGAGAUGAAAAUAAUAAUGUCUUAUUACCAAUAUCUCCUAUGAAUCAUGUGAGAUAUCUACACAUUUUUGGUAACUUUACCGAAACUAUACUACUAAGAAUAUUCGGAUUAUUCGAAAGAGGAAGUAAUAAAAUCUAUAUACCAUUGCAAAUAUUCUUAAUUAAGUUAAAAUUAGACAUACAUACAUACAAACAGACGAAUAAAUUCUCUUUUUCCCUUUUUAUUCAGACCUGUUUCGUCGAAUAGCAAUCAAUUUACAACUAGCAAAUGGCCAAGUUAAAGAUGAACACGAUACUUUUCAAGAAUGCGUUAAAUUCUGCCACGACAACAAAGAUUGUUGGGCAUUCUCUUGGAAUAGACACGAUAAAUGCGUCUGCUCAUUUAAACCGGAAACUGGGGGAACAGUGAGAGAUUUUUACCAGUAUGAUAAUAGCAGCAGUUUGGAACUAAUUAGACAAAAUGGCUCGGAAAUUUAUUCUUUGUGCUUAACAAAGAAACAAUUGAAUAUUAUCCAUUGUUGAAAAAGCUGACUUUUAUAUUUAUAUUUAUAGAUAUAUUAUGUAUAAAUAUCGUAAAUACAGUAAAAAUAUAUACUGCACAUAGACGCUUUAUGUUCGUGUAGGAAAGUUCUUUCCUUUCGAUUAAAACUAUGAUUUCUCUUUCUCUCUAUCUCUUACCAAGUUUUCCAUUAUCCGCAUCAUAG